CUCACAGAUGGGCCACCCUGGCGGCCGUCGCGGACCGUACCAGCCGUUUCUAUGCAGGGGCCCCCGCUGGCCGCAGUGACGCACGACGCUCAUGAAAGACGACGCUGUGUGUCUUCGCGACUGCGUGGCGCCGCCGGUGUCCCCGACGGUGAACAACUGGCAGCGCAGGGGCUCCUCGGGGAACGAGUCGGCCUCCGCAACCUCGACGACGACCGCUGACCCCGUGACGCAGCCGAAGACGCCGAUGUCGCCGAUGAUUGCCAACUCGGACAUCAUGAAGCAGAGGGUACGGGAGGCACUCCGAAAACCCGAGUACAACGUCGCGAAUUUCUACCACGAGACGGGCAUCUGGAGGAGCAUCGCCACGAACCCCGUCUUCGAGAACUUGACGCUCAUGGUGAUCUCCAUCAACGCGUUGUGGAUUGCCAUAGACACGGACGGCAACCCCGCUUCAACACUGCUGGACGCGCAGCCAAUUUUUCAGGUCGCGGAGCACCUCUUCUGCUGGUACUUCUCUUUUGAGUGGUACGUCCGCUUCAGCUCGUUCAGGAGGAAGCAGGACGGGUUGAAGGACGGAUGGUUCGUCUUCGACUCGUGCCUCGUGUUCAUGAUGGUCGCCGAGACCUGGGUGAUGACUUCAAUAUUGAUGCUCGGUUCCGGUGGCGGUUCCGGCAUGGGUGGUGCUUCGAUCUUGCGGUUGUUCCGUUUGCUCCGGCUUUCUCGUUUGGCGCGGAUGUUGCGGUCCAUGCCAGAGCUGAUGAUUCUGAUCAAGGGGAUGUUGGCCGCUUCCCGCUCCGUUUUCUUCACCAUGUGCUUGCUAGUCAUCCUUUUGUACCUCUUCGCAAUCAUGCUGAGGCAGCUCACGGACGGCACGCCUGUCGGCGACGCCUUUUUCUACAGCGUCCCUGCGUCCAUGUACAAACUCCUCAUUGAGGGCGUCUUCCUGGACAAUCUGGGCGACACUGCGGAAACCAUCGCCGCGACCAGCCCCGUGUACGCGGCCGUCUUCUUUGUCUUUGUCGUGUGCGCCGCCCUCAUGGUGAUGAACAUGGGGGACCGGCGGAUCGGGGUGCUCUGCGAGGUCGUGAGUGCUGUGGCCGCGACGGAGAAGGAAGACAUGGACGUGCACGCCCUCAAGACGAAGCUCGCCGACGUGAUGGGCCGGCUGGACACGAACAACAACGGCACGCUCUCCGAGAAGGAGUUCGUGCAGCUCGUGAGCGAGCCCACGGCCGUCCUGCUCCUGGACGAGGUCGGCGUCGACCCCAUAGCUCUCAUCGACAUGGCGCCGAGCAUCUUCGAGGAGGAGGAGGAGGAGGAUGAGGCCGAGGCCGACGUCGACGAAGAGGAUGGGACGUCGAAGCCGCCGAAGGAGAUCGACUUCUCCAGCUUCAUGAAGAUCGUCCUCGACCUCCGCGGCUCCAACUCGGCGUCCCUGAAGGACCUCCGGGAGCUGAAGAACGACCUGGUGACCGAGAUGGAGAACCUCAAGGUGAGCCUCAACGUGCCCACCAGGCGCCGGAGCAGCCUGACACGGCGGCCCUCGUCGAUCGACAAGUGCGUGUCGGAGCCGGCCCUCGCGACGGAGCGCAGCAUGGCCGCAGCCAGGUCGAAGAUGGCGGGGCCGAGGCCGUCGGCGGAGCAGCUGUGCGGCAUGUUGCCGGGCUCGUGCGGCGCGGACGCCCGGGGCUCCGCGUCGCCGCCGCCGCCCCGAGGCUCGCGGGGCGGCGAGGCGGGAAGCGGCCUGGACAUGCAGGAGGUGCACGUGGCGCUCUGCUCGCUGCAGUUGGCACUCGCAAGGGCGCAGCGGCCUAGCCCGCCUGGGGCGGCCAGCGCGGAGGACGAGAGGGAGAGGUUCGAGUGGCUCGACAGCAUGAGCAGGGCGUCAGUCGCACACCUGGAGAGACUGCAGAGGAUGCAGAGGAGCUGCAUAGGUACAGACGCGUAGGAAACUUGCGGCCAGUUCGCCUUCGGCGUGCUUGCCCGUGACGAUUGUUUCAUGAUGCGUUCUGAAUGUUUUUCCUUUUUCUGCCGAUGUUGAUGCUGUCGCUCCUCCUUGUGGGCGGAUCCUCCAAUAUGUGCAUAUAUACACACAUUAUACGUAUGCCAUACGCGCGAAUCCGUGACAUCUUCACAUGCAGCGAAGACGUUGCGAGCGUUCAGCCUCAUCCUUUUUUCCCUUGUGCGGCAGGCCUGCCACGGCUUGCCCGUAUUCCAUCCCAUCGCUUGCUUUUUUAGAGUUAAGUCGGGCCUGUCCCUCUACAGGAGGGAAAUUCAACAAUAGUCAACAAAUAGUCGGGGGACUAUUUUCUGACUAUUUUUGAGCAUUUUGGGAGCAUUGUUGGAGUAUUUCUAAUUUUUCGCUCAAAAUCCGGCCCGACUUGAUGUUUAAGCCAUCGACCGCAUCCUUGGCUGUUGCCAUUUCGGCUCAAGCCAUCGGCCGCUGGGUGUUCUUCAGGGGCGCGCGCUGGGCCGCGCGGGACGUCGGGAGUCGCGCGCGCGGCGCGCGGGCGAGCCCCCUGCUCGGCGUCGCGCCUGCUGGAAAAGCAACUGGCUCCGCCCGACGGGCGCUGUUUGACGCCCGUGCCCCAGGGAGCGUUCGGCCGUGUCGGCGCGGGCGCGCCCUUGCGGCCGCUGCUGCCUGUUCGCGCACCUCGAGGCCAUCCCGUCCGCUUCUUUCCACUCGGCCAUGCGAUGCGGCCGCGUCGAUCCACGCUGCGCCCACUGCACGGGCCCGUACCGGAAAGCGCCAUGCUGGCCGCUCUGCGCGCGCCGCCACGCGCGCGUGUCGAAACCCUUCCAGAACCGCUUGUUCUUCGACGCGUUUCAAGGCAGAGCUCUGCAACAACAAGGGAAGUAGACCACAUGUUUAUUUUCAACGGGCAUUGGAGUUGACGAUUUCACGUUCUGCAGUGUGGAUUGCACCACGUAUAGUACACCGUAGAGAUUGCUUGGGUGCAAUCAUUCACUGCUUGGUGUCCCCGUUGGCAACAAUCAUUCACCAUCGAGAUUUGAAUCCUCAUGGAGGCCUGAUAACGCUCCACCCAGUUCAUGCGGCACGGUGGCGGACACCCUCACGUCCAAUGGACUUGCCUGGGUUGCACUCUCGGUCUUUAACCCUUUCAGAUCGGCGGGCCACGGCUGACUUAGUAAUGGAAUCAAACCGCUUACGGUAGCACGGAACGUGCAUGUCAUUUUCGCGGCCUUUGCCCGGACAUCCAGUAGGUAUUUUGCGGCGCGCCGCGCCCAGCAGAUAGGGGCAGGCUUCAUGCCCGGAGAUAAAUUGUCUGCUGUUCUUCUGUGAUGCUCUUUCUUCUAUUUUUUUUGCUCUCUCUCUCUCUCUCUCGCUCUCUCUCCCCACGAUGAAGAUGGUUUUGGUGCUGCAUAAUUCUGCACAGCCUGACAAAAAGGUGGCUGGCCCAGCCAGGGAUCCGCUGCGGCCCGCUGCCACCCCAGUCUAUCAUAUGUGUCCACGGUUCGGGCUCCAGCUUGGCGGAGCCGGACCAUUGUCGGCCCCCAUGGUGACAUUUACUCUGGAGGAGAGUCGCGUGGGAGAUUGGAUUGGACGACCUGCAUGUGUCGUAGUUCGAUGCCGGAGGAAACAUCCUACCCUACCGUUUUCGGCCAAGGUUGGCGGGUGACGGAAAGCGAUGCACAGUGCAAUCGCCCAGUUGAGCGG
Prorocentrum cordatum is the source of this 3679-nucleotide messenger RNA. NCBI's taxonomy places the organism in Eukaryota, Dinophyceae, Prorocentrales, Prorocentraceae. The record is from the annotation of a GenBank genome assembly.